UAUACACACAUAUUAACUGUCAAUUGCUGUCGUGACGCCAUUUUCGCGUCAUUUUAUAUUUAUUCCAUCUUUUUACACAAUUUUAUCAUCAAUUUAGACGAAAGCGUGAAUUUUAAAUUUAACAGAGGACAAUGUCGCAACGUUUUCCGCCUGCUGCCGGUGCAUCUGGGCCAGGAACGCCGCAACGAUACCAGUCGCCUCAACCGCGUCCGUAUUCAUCGGGUCCGUCCGGUGGACCUCCUUUUCCACAGCAACAGCGUGGCUUUACGCCGCCACCAAUGGGAUCGGGACCUCGUCCAACUGAUGGCCCACCGGGAAUGCAUCAGCGUCCACAACCACCGUUCGGUAACAUGCGUGGCAAUUCAAUGCCGAGUACACCAUCGGGAAAGCGUCCACAAGAUUCUCGGGGAUCGAUCAGUUCUGUGCCGCCGAAAAGCGAAUACUCGGCGAAGAAAAAGAAGAAAUUGGCAGACAAAAUUUUGCCACAGAAAGUGCGUGAUUUAGUGCCAGAAUCUCAGGCAUAUAUGGACCUCUUGGCCUUUGAACGGAAACUGGACGCAACGAUUAUGCGAAAACGUUUAGACAUUCAAGAAGCCUUGAAGCGACCAAUGAAACAGAAACGUAAAUUGCGUAUUUUCAUCUCAAACACUUUCUAUCCGAGCAAGGAGCCGGCAGAAGGAACUGAUGCAGCAGCAGAAGGUACUGUUGCUUCCUGGGAGUUGCGUGUCGAAGGGCGUUUACUCGAAGAUACUAAAAGUGAUCCAAACAAAAUCAAGAGGAAGUUCUCCAGUUUCUUCAAAUCGCUGGUCAUUGAAUUGGAUAAGGACUUGUAUGGCCCGGACAAUCAUUUAGUCGAAUGGCAUCGUACACAUACUACGCAAGAAACGGAUGGAUUUCAGGUGAAACGACCUGGCGACCGCAACGUUCGUUGUACGAUAUUGUUAUUGCUAGACUAUCAGCCGCUGCAAUUCAAAUUGGAUCCUCGUUUAGCUAGGCUGCUCGGCGUGCAUACGCAAACCAGACCGGUAAUCAUUUCAGCGUUGUGGCAAUACAUAAAAACGCAUAAAUUACAAGACGCACACGAACGGGAGUACAUCAAUUGCGACAAAUAUUUGGAGCAGAUAUUCGGUUGUCCUCGAAUGAAAUUUGCAGAAAUUCCACAGCGCUUAAAUCCUCUGCUGCAUCCACCGGAUCCAAUCGUUAUCAAUCACAUAAUUUCGGUGGAAGGUGGUGCCGAGAGUAAGCAAACGGCUUGUUAUGACAUUGAUGUCGAGGUGGAUGAUACGCUGAAGAAUCAAAUGAACAAUUUCCUGUUGAGCACUGCUAGUCAACAGGAGAUCCAAGGUUUGGACUCGAAAAUCCACGAAACGGUCGAUACUAUCAAUCAGUUGAAAACGAACCGGGAAUUCUUUUUGAGUUUUGCCAAGGAACCACAAACAUUCAUUCAUCGGUGGAUUGUCAGCCAGACCAGGGAUUUGAAGACAAUGACGGAUGUGGUCGGGAAUCCGGAGGAAGAACGUCGAGCCGAAUUCUACUAUCAGCCAUGGACACAGGAAGCCGUUUCGCGAUAUUUCUUUACGAAAGUCAACCAAAAACGAGCUGAAUUAGAGCAAGCUCUGGGUAUACGAAACUCUUAAUCCUUCUUUUCUGGGUUGUUGUGCAUAGAACCAUAAGUUGAAAUUAAUUUUACAAUAAAAUGAUCUUCGAAUUCA
This is a messenger RNA of Bradysia coprophila, 1712 nucleotides long. It is a transcript of the gene Bap60, whose product is annotated as Brahma-associated protein 60. The record is from RefSeq and is a predicted model, not a curated record. Lineage: Eukaryota; Metazoa; Arthropoda; Insecta; Diptera; Sciaridae.